Messenger RNA from Polyodon spathula (Mississippi paddlefish), 1438 nucleotides. RefSeq lists its product as uncharacterized. Lineage: Eukaryota; Metazoa; Chordata; Actinopteri; Acipenseriformes; Polyodontidae. Bases 174 to 791 code for a protein of 205 amino acids. The record is from RefSeq and is a predicted model, not a curated record. The transcript has 2 exons.
UUGCUAGUGAGAGUUAACUGUAUAUAUAAUACCGUUAUAUAUAUAUAAAAAAAAAGUAACUGAAAUAAAUGUAUUGAACAGUUUGCACAAAAUGCAUGUAAAAUUAGUAAUAUAUUGAAUGGUUUUGUCAGUCCCCUGAACGGCCUUGAAUAGCUCUGUCAGUAAAUAAAUACAUGAUUUUCCAGCCGCUGCUAAACAGAGUCCCGUGUGCUGCCAUGGACAGUGUGAAGAUGGAAUCUGCCCAGAUUAAAGAGGCGAUCCCUGAACCUGAACUUCUCCACUUUAGAGUGUCCCUUGGACUGGUUUCCCUCCCCAUUAAACAGGAGCUCUGUGACAUGCAGUGUGACAGCAGUCAGCCAGAGGUCCCUGAGAUUAAAGCUGAGCACAGUGAAUUGGAGAUCCCCCAGACAGAAGAACCCCUUCCUGUGAAACAAGAAGUAGUGCUGGAAACUGACCCUAUUAAACGGGAGCCCCCUGAAGUAGAGUUUGACCACAUGGAACCAGGGAAGGAAGAGUCCGAGGACUUCAAACCAAACAACCCUGAGCUGGAGCCUGUACGCCUGCGGGAGUGUAGCGUGGUGCUGGAGAGGAUCUGCGUGAGAGAGAAGCAAGGCGCUGGAGGGGAAGGCUGUCCCGCCAGCACGCAAGGAGGUGGAAAGGAAGACGGACGCUCCCUUUCAGAAUGCAGUCUAGCAGGUUCCAGUCCAGCAGCUAAAGCGCGGGCGGGCGCUGGAGAAUGUCCUGACUGUGGGAAAAACCUCACCCAGUUAAGAGCCCUGAAAAAACACUAGAGAAUUCACAAAGGAGAGAAACGGUUUUUCUGCUCUGACUGUGGGAAGAUUUUCUGUCAUCAAAGAAGCCUGAGAAGACACCAGCUAAUUCACACAGGAGAGAAACCGUAUCGCUGCUCUGACUGUGGGACGAGUUUCAGGUACUUGGGAGACCUUAAAAUACACCAGCGAAUUCACACAGGAGAGAAACCUUAAACAUCUUGUUCAGUAGGACUCCUCACGUAUCUCUAUGUUUGAAAUCAACAGAAGAUCAAAAUUGAGGUGCCUCAAACUCUAACCCUAACCCUGGUGCCCCAAGAGGAAAGUCCUCGACCAACGCAUGCUGCCAGUGCUGACUUACGGGUGUGAAUUCUGGACCCUCGGUGCAAAAACGUCUCAACGGACUACGGAAAGGUGCAUGCUGGGAAUAACGAGGAGACAGGAACAGGAAGCUACGGAUAAGAGCGCGCAAACAAAAAGCAGGCGAUGUUGUCGUUAUCAGAGCGAAAAAAACUGAAAUGGCAGGGCGGGCCGGACAUGCAGCAAGAAGAGCAGACCAUCGCUGGACCGAGGAGACACUAGACUGGAUCCCGAGAGAGAAAGAGGAGAGAGGAGACACUAGACUGGAUCCUGAGAGAGAAAGAGGAGAGAGGAGACACUAGACUGGA